AUGAGGCUCAUGGCUUCGUGUCCCCCUGAGGAUAUGAGGCUCCUGGCUCCGUGUCCCUGUGAGGAUAUGAGGUUCAUGGCUUCGUGUCCCUCUGAGGAUGUGAGGCUCAUGGCUCCGUGUCCCUGUGAUGAUAUGAGGCUCAUGGCUCCGUGUCCCCCUAAGGAUAUGAGGCUCAUGGCUCCGUGUCCCUCUGAGGAUAUGAGGCUCAUGGCUCCGUGUCCCUGUGAGGAUAUGAGGCUCAUGGCUUCGUGUCCCCCUGAGGAUAUGAGGUUCAUGGCUCCGUGUCCCUGUGAGGAUAUGAGGCUCAUGGCUUCGUGUCCCCCUGAGGAUAUGAGGCUCAUGGCUCCGUGUCCCCCUAAGGAUAUGAGGCUCAUGGCUCCGUGUCCCUCUGAGGAUAUGAGGCUCAUGGCUCCGUGUCCCUGUGAGGAUAUGAGGCUCAUGGCUUCGUGUCCCCCUGAGGAUAUGAGGGUCAUGGCUCCGUGUCCCUGUGAGGAUAUGAGGCUCAUGGCUCCGUGUCCCUGUGAGGAUAUGAGACUCAUGGCUCCGUGUCCCUGUGAGGAUAUGAGGCUCAUGGCUCCGUGUCCCUCUGAGGAUAUGAGGCUCAUGGCUCCGUGUACCUCUGAGGAUAUGAGGCUCGUGGCUCCGUGUCCCACUGAGGAUAUGAGACUCAAGGCUCCGUAUCCCCCGGAGGAUAUUCCUCCAUUAUGA
Molecule: messenger RNA, 708 nt
Organism: Procambarus clarkii (red swamp crayfish)
Lineage: Eukaryota; Metazoa; Arthropoda; Malacostraca; Decapoda; Cambaridae
Product: DBF4-type zinc finger-containing protein 2 homolog
Source: RefSeq, a predicted model, not a curated record